Dalotia coriaria is the source of this 2365-nucleotide messenger RNA. Its product is annotated as PTS-dependent dihydroxyacetone kinase 1, dihydroxyacetone-binding subunit DhaK-like. NCBI's taxonomy places the organism in Eukaryota, Metazoa, Arthropoda, Insecta, Coleoptera, Staphylinidae. Gene Ontology annotation, molecular function: glycerone kinase activity. Gene Ontology annotation, cellular component: cytosol. The record is from RefSeq and is a predicted model, not a curated record. Gene Ontology annotation, biological process: glycerol catabolic process. Bases 29 to 1750 code for a protein of 573 amino acids. The transcript is spliced from 3 exons.
UUUGAAUUUGUAACGUUUUUCAUUCGUCAUGGCUGAAUUCCAUCAACGCAGCACUCGUCUCUUCAAUGACACCAGCAGUGCACCUCAAGACUCCCUCCAAGGCUUAGUUCUACUCUAUCCACAUAUAAACAUCCUCGAGAUUGGUAACACUGUCGUGCGCAAGGACUACGCCGCAAUGGACACCUUCCGGAUAUUAUCCGGUGGACCCAGCGGCCAUGAGCCGAUGUACUCCGGUUACGUAGGAAGGGGCAUGCUUAGCGCAGCCGUACAAGGUGACAUCUUCCGAUCCCCCACUACAUACGAGAUACUCAACGUGAUCAAAGAACUGGCUUACAAAAACGACUGGGGAGUGUUACUAAUCAUACAGAACUCAUCAUGCUGUGCGCUAAACUUCGGCCUAGCUGUAGAAAAAGCCCUAACGGAAGGUAUAAAAGUGAAAUGUUUGUUAACCACCGACGAUUGCAGUGAACCACUGAUGCCGCAGAAGAGUGACCAGAGUCAGGGUCUCACCGGGACAAUAAUCACGAUAAAAGUCGCCGGAGCAAUGGCGGACGGCUUCGCAGCGUGUUUAGAAGAAGUUCUAGAAUACAUCACCGAACUACAGAAACAGAUGAGUACAGUUUUAUUGGUAUUGAAACCUUGUUCACUCGUUUUGGAGCAGAAAUGUUUGUGUACGGAAGUAAACGCGACUUUAGGCGGUGAUUUACGAUCCAAACCGAAACAAAAGUUAAAAUGUCUAUCCGCCAAUUACGUAGUUGAAGAAAUGUUUAAAGAAUUAUCUAGAAACGUUCUGCUAGAUCCCGGGAGUGAAAUAGUCGUGAUGAUAAACAAUAUGUGUUGCUCCACAUUAGAGGAAAACAUUUUUAUAUCUGAAUUUUUAAAGAAGUUUAUUGCUAUGAACAUAAACGUGCAGAGAAUCUACGUUGGGACAUUUAUGACAGCUGUGGAUUUACAGGGAUUUACAGUGACUGUUAUAAAAAGCAGUGAGGAACUUCUAGAAUACUUGGAUUAUCCGACCGAAGCGCCAUCUUGGCAAAUGCGUAACUUCGGAAUAGAAACAAGUAUCCAAACGAAUAUACAACCAAGAAUAAAAGUGUUGAGUUUUCCGCGGAUAAUACCAAAAGGUCCUUCAUUGAGUGAGCGUGAAAGUAACAUUUUGUUACUUGUAGUGCAAUUUGCAUGUGACGCGUUGAUAUCUUGUCGAAAACAAUUAGAUAUCAUGGAUUCUGAAGAGGGCGCUGGUGAUGUGGGUAUGAAGUUAGAGUUUGUCGCGAAUACAAUACUCAAAGGUUUGAAAGAGAGUGGUAUUAAUACAACGAAUAUGUUUGCGUUCUUUAAAAUGUUGUCGAAGAUCUGUGACACUGUCAAUGGGUCUUUGGGCGCGAUUUAUUCGAUUAUGUUUGAGUCUUGUGCGAAUACUUUCGGGAAUUGUGAUUGUGACGAUGCAAUUGAUGAAAAUUUAUGGUUAGAAUGCCUGCAGAAUUCUCAUAUAGCUCUUAAAAGUUAUACACAGAAUGAAGAUCCUGCUUAUAAUAUGUUGGCACCGUUGAUUGCGUGUUCUGCUACUAUACAGGAACAAAUUUCGUUAGAUAGGGUGCCUAUCUUGCAGGCGUUUGAGAAUGGUGUCGCCGAGGCGGAAAUGGCUGCGAUGAGAACAACGAUUAAACAUUAUCCUGAUCCCGGUGCGCAUGCGGUUGGUAUAUGGCUGCGCGCUGUUUAUGAAGGUGUCAAGUUUAGAUGCCAGUAUUAAGGAGUAUAAAAGCGCGCGCUGAAAAGUCACAAAUCAAAGUGGCGAGUUUCUCGACUACCCCCUCGGGUUAUAGCGUUGACUUGCGCCCCGAAAGGCCUUGAGCGCCGGCCCCGCCUUCCGCCCUCGCCGGAUUAAAGAGCGCCGAUCGCGCGUGCUGCCGAUUGGCCCUGCGCCCUCGAAACCCACGCCACGGAUUGGCCGCCGGCGCCAACCUUUGCUCACCCUUUCGACCUGUCGCUGAACACCGACCAGCCACCGCACGCGCCGCUUCCCACCGCCGCCUCCACGCCGCAACAAAGGCAAAACAAUGCUGCAUCAAUUAUUCACGCUCAAUACUACCGCUAAAUAGUUAUAAAUUACAUUUGGGAUGACGAUACAUGAAAAAAUAGAAGGAAACAUGUUUCGGGUAUGAAUUGUUCAUGAAUUGUUCAUGUAAACUACUUGUAGAUACGGCUGAUUGUUUAUUGUUCACCGGCGGCCAUUUUGUAUUGUUGUGAUCAUUGAAAGUAACAUAUUGAGGUCACAAAAGGACAAAUUAUGUGAGGAUUUUUGUUCGUUUGGAGUUUUUAGGGCACAGAUUGCGUGUAUGCACGUUUUGUACAUUUGCCGCCUUCG